CAGCCAACUGCCGCACAACACACUGAACGGAUUGUUUUGUUUUGUCGGCCGAUUUUGCCGAAUAUAACUACGUUUAUAUCUUUAUCUUCUGGUCCAAGUACACACCAUGGCCUUCCUCUACAUACUGGGCUGGAUCUCCCUGGGCAUACAGAUCGUGUUCCUGACGCUAUCCAUAGUGGCCGGACUCUAUUAUCUGGCGGAGCUGGCGGAGGAGUACACCACGGCGGCGAGGAAGUGCAUCCUCUUCCUGAUCAGCUUCACGAUCUUCGUCUACAUCCUGCUGAUGCUCUUCGAGGACCUCCCCUGGAGCCUGAUAAUAUGUGGUUUUGUGGCCCAGGGCUUCCACCUCGGAAUCAUGGGAGGAUUUCCCUUUGUUCGGUUCCUCUCGCUUCCGCUGCUGGGCUCUUUGACCAUGCUUGUGGUCAACCACUUCCUGGCCUUCCAGUAUUUCACCACCGUCUACGUGCCUUUCACGCAGGUGCUGGCCUACUUCACCAUCUGCAUGUGGAUCGUUCCCUUCGCCCUGUUCGUCUCACUCAGCACGAAUGACAGUGUCCUGCCCACUACGGUCAGCGAUCAGAGCCGGCGCAGUCCGGACGUGGUCAGCAACUACUUCUCGCGGAACAAGAAGCAGGGCCUGCUUUCCCUGUUCCAGUAUCUGAAAGACACCCUGCUCCCUGGGCGAACCAAGAAGGCCUUCUAGACGUAGUGUAUUUAAUGUUUAUUUAUUUUUGUAGCCGGAAUCGAGACAAAAGUAUACAAGAGCGUAUGCAAACUACGUUUAUGCAAUGACAUUCGCUAUUGACUCAUUGGAAAUGGAGAUUAUGGGAGUUUCAGAGAUGAGCAAAAGAAGGGUAUGAACAACGACGUGUUAGUUCUUAAGAAUACCAGAUAAUCAUCAUUCUAUGUCGCUAUCAACAUGACAGUGACUUAAGUUAAUAGGAUGCCCUUGUAGCGACUUUCGGAUAACCAUAUUUUGUUAUCAUUUCACAGAAUAAAUUCGUUUAUAGUCAUUUUAGAAAUAUCAA
This is a messenger RNA of Drosophila biarmipes, 1028 nucleotides long. RefSeq names its product protein TEX261. NCBI's taxonomy places the organism in Eukaryota, Metazoa, Arthropoda, Insecta, Diptera, Drosophilidae. Gene Ontology annotation, cellular component: Golgi membrane; COPII-coated ER to Golgi transport vesicle; endoplasmic reticulum membrane. The transcript is spliced from 3 exons. Gene Ontology annotation, biological process: endoplasmic reticulum to Golgi vesicle-mediated transport. Bases 107 to 703 code for a protein of 198 amino acids. The record is from RefSeq and is a predicted model, not a curated record. Gene Ontology annotation, molecular function: COPII receptor activity.